Messenger RNA from Dermochelys coriacea (leatherback sea turtle), 1330 nucleotides. Its product is annotated as zinc finger E-box-binding homeobox 2-like. The transcript is spliced from 7 exons. Gene Ontology annotation, biological process: anatomical structure development; regulation of transcription by RNA polymerase II. Gene Ontology annotation, molecular function: DNA-binding transcription factor activity, RNA polymerase II-specific; RNA polymerase II cis-regulatory region sequence-specific DNA binding. The coding region runs from base 206 to 1330 and encodes 374 amino acids. Lineage: Eukaryota; Metazoa; Chordata; Testudines; Dermochelyidae. The record is from RefSeq and is a predicted model, not a curated record.
ACCCCUGUGGGGCCAGGCAUUCCCCACGACCUCUCUCCCCACAGCAGGGCAGUGCUGAGUCCAUGACCCCGCCUGGGUGGGGGCUGAGUGCUUGGGCCGAUUUCCACCCCCCUCCCCAUGGGGGGCUGCUCGGCCUCGGUGCAGGGCUCAGGGCUGGGCCUGGGGCGUUUUCACACCUGUUGCUGCAGCGCCGGGCUGGGGCCGGAUGUGCAAGGGGAGCUCCACCCCAGCUGCCUGGGCCAUGGGGCGGGUGGCUAGUGCGCUGGCUUUCAAGGGGGACGGGGACCCCCAGGAGACUGAGCUGAGCCAGGGCCCCAGCCCCACAGCCACCCUCCUGCCGGCGCCCGGAGACCAAGGUGGGGCUGCGGCCGAAAUGCAGCAGAGGUGCAGCCACCCGGACCCCAACCACAGUCAGACUCCGGAGCCCCCCGGAGCCCCGGUGCCGUGGCUGGGUGCCCCGUCCUGCGAGUGCGGAUCUCGCACCUUCGUCUGCCUGAGCUCGCGGGCCCAGCUCCAGCCCCAGGGGGCCCUGUGCGGCCCGGCCCAGCUCAGCCGGCACCUGGCCACUCACUGCCAGCCCCCAGUGCCCCCCACCCCCAGCCAGGCGGAGACGCGUCGGUUCAGGUGCCCAGCUUGUGGGAAGGGUUUCAAAUACAAACAUCACCUGAAGGAGCAUGAACGUAUCCACAGCGCCUUCCUGCCCAGCACCCUCAGCCAUCUCCUCCCGCACGGGGCCCUCCGGCUGCACGGGAACCCGGAGCUGCCGGCCCCCCAGUUCCUGCCUUUUCUGCUCUACCCGUAUGGGGCGGAGGCGGGGCCAGCACUGGCCACGGGCCACUGGGAGCAACACGGGCCUCUGGGAGCUGGUGGGGCUGGGUGGCGCCCCCUGCAGGCGGGCAGGGAGUUGGGGGGCGGCCGGAGGCGGCUGCGGAGGACCCCUGACGGGCUGUAUCCGUGCGAGCUCUGCCCCAAAACCUUCCAGAAGAGCAGCUCCCUGCUGCGGCACCAGUACGAGCACACGGGGAGGCGCCCGCACCGCUGCCCGCUCUGCCCCAAGGCCUUCAAGCACAAGCACCACCUGCGGGAACACGCCCGGCUGCACUCCGGGGAGCGCCCCUUCCAGUGCGUCCGCUGCGCCCGCCGCUUCUCCCACUCGGGCUCCUACUCGCAGCACCUCAACCACCGGCAGGGCUGCUGCCGGGCCUGGGGCACCCCGGCCCCCGGCCGCGCCCCCCGCGGGGAGACCCCGGCCCCCGGCCCCCCUGGGGAGACCCCAGCCCACGGCCGUGCCCCCCACAGGGAGACCCCGGCCCCCAGCCACGCCCCCUAG